Artibeus jamaicensis (Jamaican fruit-eating bat) is the source of this 844-nucleotide messenger RNA. RefSeq names its product GABA type A receptor-associated protein (gene GABARAP). Bases 96 to 449 code for a protein of 117 amino acids. Gene Ontology annotation, cellular component: cytosol; autophagosome; autophagosome membrane. The record is from RefSeq and is a predicted model, not a curated record. Lineage: Eukaryota; Metazoa; Chordata; Mammalia; Chiroptera; Phyllostomidae. Gene Ontology annotation, molecular function: GABA receptor binding; ubiquitin protein ligase binding. Gene Ontology annotation, biological process: macroautophagy; autophagosome assembly; autophagy of mitochondrion. The transcript is spliced from 4 exons.
GCCACCGUCGUCGCUGCCACCGCCCCCUGUCCCGGCCUCCCCCCCUCCCCCCUGGUUCCCUCAGUCCAGUCCGGUCCAGCCCGGUUCCCGGGAGGAUGAAGUUCGUGUAUAAAGAGGAGCAUCCGUUCGAGAAGCGCCGCUCUGAGGGCGAGAAGAUCCGAAAGAAAUAUCCCGACCGGGUCCCGGUGAUAGUAGAAAAGGCUCCCAAAGCUCGGAUAGGAGACCUGGACAAAAAGAAAUACCUGGUGCCUUCUGAUCUCACAGUUGGUCAGUUCUAUUUCUUGAUCCGGAAGCGAAUUCAUCUCCGAGCUGAGGAUGCCUUGUUUUUCUUUGUCAACAAUGUCAUUCCACCCACCAGUGCCACGAUGGGUCAACUAUACCAGGAACACCAUGAAGAAGACUUCUUUCUAUACAUUGCCUACAGUGAUGAAAGUGUCUAUGGCCUGUGAAGCUGCUGCGCCUGUGGUGGGGGGGUCCCAUUCUACAAAGAGAGGUGGCCCCCCCCCUUCUUGACCUCUCUUUCGGACCUGCACUUCCUAAUGUUUGAGGCUCUUCUCCAGAACCUCUUAGCAAUAGGGUCAAUGGAGAAGAUCGCUUCUAGUACCUCUCCUUUCUCCUUCCUUCCUCUUUCUUUACCACCUUAUCCUUUUUUGCUCUACACUUGAUUGUCCAUCUCUGUCACAUCAAGUGAUUGUUUUGGUUUCUGUUCCCUUUCUAACUGCCAGGGGGCUCAGACCCCAGCAAUCUUUUCCUUUCACUACCUUUUUUGGGGGGUAGAUGGAAGGGCCUGAAAUUGUUGGAGAAGGUAGGAGGCACAUCAAUAAAGAGGAAACGACCAAGUGAA